AUGCCGCCAGUUGGUCGAUUCUCUCACAUCAACGUAGACAUUGUGGGACCGUUUCCCCCAAGCAAUGGUUAUCGUUACUGCUUAACCAUCAUCGACCGGUUCUCUCGAUGGCCAGAAGCCAUUCCCGUUCCAGACAUGACUGCACCGACGAUCGCUCAUGCACUCGUCACCGAAUGGAUUGCUCGAUUCGGCGUGCCUAUCUACGUCACUACCGACCAAGGACGGCAGUUUGAAUCAUCUCUAUUCUCCGAGUUGGAUUGCAUGUUAGAGAUCAGCCACCUGCGAACAACGGCGUACCAUCCGCAAGUGAAUGGCAUCAUCGACCGGUGGCAUCGUACACUUAAAGCAGCAAUUCUGUACCAUAACCCCGAUCGGUGGUCUGAUCACUUACCGAUGAUCUUACUUGGCCUGCGAACAACCCACAAGGAAGACAUCGGAGCAUCCCCUGCUGAGAUGGUGUAUGGUUCUACUCUCCGAAUACCAUCCGAGUUUUUCGUCGAAAACUCUGCCAAUAACAGCGAAACAGAUUUCGUCAUCAAGCUACGAGAGACCAUGCAGAAUCUUAAAUCAAAAGCAACAGCAUGGCACGGUAAACGUGACGUCUUUGUGCAUCGUGAUCUACAAAGCUGCAAGCACGUCUUCAUCCGCGAUGACUCCAUGAGACCGUCACUAUCGUCCGCGUCCCCUUAUGAUGGUACGUCGAAGCAGCAAAUAAUCUUGAAGUCAAAGGUCGGAUGA
This is a messenger RNA of Topomyia yanbarensis, 738 nucleotides long. Its product is annotated as protein NYNRIN-like. The record is from RefSeq and is a predicted model, not a curated record. NCBI's taxonomy places the organism in Eukaryota, Metazoa, Arthropoda, Insecta, Diptera, Culicidae. Gene Ontology annotation, biological process: DNA integration. Gene Ontology annotation, molecular function: nucleic acid binding. The transcript has a single exon. The coding region runs from base 1 to 738 and encodes 245 amino acids.